Molecule: messenger RNA, 1299 nt
Organism: Spodoptera littoralis (African cotton leafworm)
Lineage: Eukaryota; Metazoa; Arthropoda; Insecta; Lepidoptera; Noctuidae
Source: the annotation of a GenBank genome assembly
AUGCUGGUGACAUUAAUAUUCCUUGUGGGGGUGUCUUCGAGCCUGGCGCUAGAUAAUGGGCUGGCCCUCACUCCUCCCAUGGGCUGGCUCACCUGGGAGCGGUUCCGCUGCAUCACAGACUGCAAGAAGUACCCUAAUGAAUGUAUCAGUGAGAACUUAAUCAAGAGGACGGCAGAUCUCAUGGUGAAUGAAGGCUACCUCGACGCUGGGUAUGAGUACCUGGGCAUCGAUGACUGCUGGCUGGAGAAGAAGCGAGGCCCUGAUGGACGCAUGGUGCCCGACAAAGAGAGGUUCCCUAAUGGAAUGAAGGCUGUUGCUGACUAUAUCCAUAGCAAGGGUUUGAAAUUCGGCAUGUACGAAGACUAUGGCAACCUGACUUGUGCUGGAUAUCCUGGUGUGCUUGGCAACGAGCGUCUGGACAUACAAACCUUCGUGGACUGGGAGAUAGACUACCUCAAACUCGAUGGAUGUUACAUCAACCCUACCGCCAUGGAUGCUGGGUAUCCUGCAUUCGGAAAAAUGUUGAAUGACACAGGUCGACAGAUUCUUUAUUCCUGCAGCUGGCCAGCUUACCAAGAAGAUGCAAAAAUGCUUCCCGACUACUCCUCAAUAGCUGAGCACUGUAACAUGUGGCGCAACUGGGACGACAUUGAGGACUCGUGGGCCUCGCUCACCAAGAUCAUGAAUUGGUUCGGAGAUAACCAGGACAGGCUGGCGCAGCACGCGGGCCCUGGACACUGGAAUGACCCUGAUAUGUUGCUGAUUGGAAACUUCGGUCUAACCGAAGACCAGGCUCGCGUGCAGAUGGCAGUGUGGUCGAUAUUGGCUGCCCCUCUCCUCAUGAGCGUAGACCUGGCUACCAUCAAGCCAGAGUUCAAAGCGAUCCUGCUGAAUAAGGACAUCAUUGCUGUGAACCAGGACCCACUUGGCAAGCAAGGGUUGAGGGUGUGGAAGAAGACUGAUCGUGGAGUGAGAUCUCGCCUGGAGAUUUGGAACCGCAAAUUGUACGAUGAUACAUACGCACUGGCCUUCGUGAGCCAACGAGAUGACGGCAUCCCCUACGCUGCCAGCUUCACUUACGAUGAAAUGCAACUGCCCAAGGGAGAAUAUGAAGUUCAAGAUUUGUACAAAGAUGAAGGAGUUCGACAGUGGAACAGUGAAGACAAAUUUGAAGUUCGAGUUAAUCCAUCAGGUGUGAAAUUCUACAAGUUUAUACCUCGUGCGCCGAGUGAUGUGAUCAAGUCUGACAGCGGUUUCGUAUCAGAUGCAAUCGUUAACGUAUUGAUGAACAACAGUUAG